Pollicipes pollicipes is the source of this 1097-nucleotide messenger RNA. RefSeq lists its product as uncharacterized. The transcript has 4 exons. The coding region runs from base 483 to 1097 and encodes 204 amino acids. The record is from RefSeq and is a predicted model, not a curated record. Lineage: Eukaryota; Metazoa; Arthropoda; Thecostraca; Pollicipedomorpha; Pollicipedidae. Gene Ontology annotation, cellular component: membrane.
GUGACACGGCGUCCCGAUCACCAAGCCUGCUUAGCGCCCUGACAUGCUCGUCACUGGAAGAUGCAGCUCCGAACCUCUCCACUGAUAAGUUGACCUCACCACGCCCGGGAGCGGGCGACGACUACUGCAGCGGGCUCUUCAGCAAGUUGUCGCGUCGGUGUCGCGUGCGAGAUGCACCUACUCGCUCGUCAGCCCGGCCCGAUCGGGCAACAUGGUCAUCCGCCAUCCAUGCCACGUGUGUCAAAUUCGUUCUGCACAUCGGUGUCAGUCCACUGGUUUUAGCGCCGUUCCUGUGCUGGCAAUAUGGUGGCAUAGUGGCGUACGUGCCCGUAAUUGUUCUCACUGUCACCAGUUCCGUGCCGCUUCAUUUCUUAGAGUCGUGGGCAGGGUAUUACACUGGCAAGAGCAUAGCUGAAGGUCUUGCGAGGCUGGGGCCGAUUUUCCGUGCCUUGGGUCACGCGCUUGUUUUGCUUACCUUGCUAAUGAGCAUGUACUAUAUGCAGUUCGUUGCUUGGGUACUCAUUUACACCUUUCAUUCUCUGCAAAGUCCCCUUCCGUGGGGUACAUGCAGUCGAGAAUACAACUCCAAACAGUGCUACACUCUACCGCUCCAAGAAACCUGCCGUCAGAAAUCCAACUACUCCGUCUACUACGACUUCCGUUGCAUGUCUGCCGACGAAUUCUGUCGUGCGAACGGCCACCUGGGCUCGAACGGCACUCACUGCUGGGGCACCGCGCUGCCGGAGAUGCCGUCACACCGGCUGUCGGCGCGAAAGCUCGACUCUGCACCGGCCCGCUCCCCGUUCCUGCCGCUGGCCAGCGGCCGAGGCGCGCUGGCCGCUUCCGCCGUGGUGGGGCUCGUCGCGCUCGGCCUCGGCCUGCUCAGUAGCCUGCUGGUGUUAGCCGCCCGCGGCAGCCUCGGCUUCCUGCUGGUGGGCUACGCCUGGCCCCAGGUGCGCGGCUCGGUGACGCAGCUGCUCGAGCUGCAGUGGGCCGCCUGCCUGCUGCUGCUUUGCUGCACGCUCGGCCUGAAGAUGGCGUCGGACAGAGAACGCUUCUCCGCUAUAGAUGGCGGCACUGCAGUGAUGGCCGUCUGA